This is a messenger RNA of Peromyscus leucopus (white-footed mouse), 2450 nucleotides long. RefSeq names its product SH3 domain binding kinase family member 3 (gene Sbk3). The transcript is spliced from 4 exons. Gene Ontology annotation, biological process: protein phosphorylation. The record is from RefSeq and is a predicted model, not a curated record. Gene Ontology annotation, molecular function: ATP binding; protein serine/threonine kinase activity. Bases 662 to 1747 code for a protein of 361 amino acids. NCBI's taxonomy places the organism in Eukaryota, Metazoa, Chordata, Mammalia, Rodentia, Cricetidae.
AGAGACAGACACAGAGACGGCCCAAGAGAGCCAGAGAGGAAGGGAGGCAGAGGAGAGUGUAGGGACGUCCCAUGGGCAGACUCGGUUGAUAAACAGGGGACAGUGUGUAGGGGAGUCAGGGGCCCCAGCAAACAGAGGCAGGGGAGAGAGAGGGAGAGCACCCUGGGGAGAAACAAAGGGAGGAAGAGAGUGGAGGGAAAGGGGACAGACAGGUGAAAAGAAAAAGAGUCAAAGUUAUACUCGGAGAGUAAAGAAAGGGAUUGAGAGAAAUAGAAAAGAGGGAGGAACAGAGACACAAAAGGCAGACAGGGAGGAGAGAGAGAGAGAGAGAGAGAGAGAGAGAGAGAGAGAGAGAGAGAGAGAUUCAGAAGGAAAGAAAGACUGCCAGAGGUUGUAGAGAAGAGAUCGAAGGCUGAGAAGACUGAAAGGCAACAGAGGGCGACACACCCCCAGGAGGGAAGAAGGAACCGGAGUCUGAGAAAUAAUCUCGGGGGCCAGAAAGAUUGUUUCAGAGUGACGCCAAGGCCUCCCUCCAGCAGCUUCACUGCACCCAGCCAGGGAAAGACCCGUGGGGGUGCAGAGGGUCCCUCGGGCUGGUUCCUCUUCGGGGAGUCUAGAUAAGGGGUGCAUACAAGGGCCAGCUGACACCAGACAACCUGAGAUGGAGCUCAGGGCCCUCGAGACCCCCGAGGAUGGGGAUACAGAGGAGGACACAGCCAUGGCCCUCCAGCGGCUGGUGGAGCUGACAGGAAGCAGGGUGGUGUCGGUCAGAAGUCUGCGUGUCCAGUACCGUCUCCUCCGAAAGCUGGGUUCCGGUUCCUACGGCCGAGUGCUCCUAGCCCAGCCUCGCCAAGGGGGUCAAACCGUGGCCCUUAAGCUCCUCCGGCGGGACUCGGUCCUGAGAACGACUUUCCUGAGAGAAUUCUGUGUGGGCCGCUGCGUCUCUUCACAUCCAGGCCUGCUGCAGACCCUGGGAAGGCCCCUGCAGACACCCCGACAUUUUGCCUUUGCCCAGGAGUAUGCACCCUGUGGGGAUCUCAGCGGAAUGCUCCAGGAGAAGGGCCUCCCAGAGCUGAUGGUGAAGCGGGUAGCGGCCCAGCUGGCUGGAGCCCUGGACUUCCUCCACGGCCGGGGGCUAGUGCAUGCAGAUGUCAAGCCGGACAAUGUGCUGGUCUUCGACCCUGACUGCAACAGAGUAGCCCUGGGUGACUUGGGUUUGACCCGACCUGAGGGCAGCCCGACCCCUGCCCCGCCAGUACCUCUGCCCACGGCACCGCCUGAACUCUGCCUCCUGCUACCGCCGAGCACCCUGCCCUUGAGGCCGGCCGUGGACUCCUGGGCCCUGGGCGUACUUCUCUUCUGUGCUGCCACGGCCUGCUUCCCCUGGGACAUAGCGUUGGCCCCUGAUCCUGAGUUCGAGGCGUUUGCCGGCUGGAUGACCACUAAGCCCCAGCCCCCUCGGCCACCGGCACCCUGGGACCAGUUUGCACCCCCAGCUCUGACCUUGCUCCAGGGACUUCUGGACCUGGAUCCUGAGACUAGGAGCCCUCCGCUGGCUGUGCUGGACGUUCUAGGGGACGACUGGGGUCUCCGGGGGAGUGGAGAGGAGUCUGGGAGCUUGGGCGUCGUGUCCUAUGAAGAUGAGGAGGAAGAAGAGGGAGGAUCGAGUUUGGAGGAGUGGACAGAGGAGGAGGAAGAUGAAAUUAAAGAUGGUGGGAGGGUGGGGACAGGCAAUAGGGGCUCCUAACCAGGUGACUGAGAGAGGUGGUCAGAACCUUGGCUAGAGUGUCCUAAGCCAGCCCUCGAGGCCACCUGGGAAAGGUGACAAUCAUGACCAGAAGACAGGGAACACUUCACUUUUGCCUGACGAAGGCUGGACUUGGAAGUGUAAUCCCCCACCUGCAGGGCACACACACACACACACACACACACACACACACACACACACACAACUGAGGACUCAGGGUCCGGAUUGUGUACCGCUGUUACAGCCUCCCACUCCUCCCCCCCAUCUCACUUUUCGUCCUUCUUCCUUCAUUCUGUCCCAUCUUUCUCCCUCCCCUCCUCCCCUUCCUCCUCUCUUCUCCUCUCCUCAUCAUCUUUCCUUCUCCCCACUCCUCCUUCUCAUGCUGAUUUUCCUUCCAAGACAGUCUCGUGUAUCCCAAACUGGCCUCAAACCCACUAUGCAGAUAGACGACCUUGAACUUCCGAUCCUCCUGCCUCUGCCUCCCCAGUGCUGGGAUUACAGGCGUGCAUCUCCACACUGUCUUUGGGGUUCUGGGUAGAGAUGGAACCCUGGGCUUCCUGCACGCUAGGGCAGGCCCCCUAUCAACUGAACCUCCUCAUCCCCUGACCCUGAGCACCGUCCCGAUGAAAGUUUCUGUUCCUCCCACAGCUGUAUUUCUGUAUCUCUGAAUCACUGACUGCUUAUCAUGAAUUCUGAUGGGACC